AUGGCCAGCAUGUGCUACUACGCUCAUGCAACACGCAGACAUGUCGCUGGGCUCGCCGAUCACACCAAAGACCACGCGCGUGCCUCCCAAGAAAGUCUCGUUGAGAUAUUCAAGGAGGUCAAGUCGGGUAAGAUUAUCGAACACAUCGAAGUCGCUCGAGAGAUUGUACCCCUUCUCGCUCGCAAGGCACCCCUCAAUACGAUGACCAAUGCGGAACUCACGGAGAAUUUCAUUCUUGAAUACAAUGGCAUCUGUGGCGCUUUGGAUCUGCUCGAUAGACUUGCAAUUGAUAUCCAGGUUGACGAAGAACUCCUCGACUACCUCCAUCGAACGGUCUCCAACCUACACCACGAUCUAGCUAUUGCCGUUAUGUGGCACGACCUCCUGCCCUAUGUACACCUCUCGCUCAUGGGCCUUCGACAACUCCGCAAUCGCAUCACUGAUUCGGAGGGGUAUCACUCCUUGGUCGCUUUGCUCGGUAGCAUUGACGACAUUGAGCGAUGGCUCAGCCUCCCCCCUCAACGAUUUGAA
This is a messenger RNA of Cucurbitaria berberidis CBS 394.84, 531 nucleotides long. RefSeq lists its product as uncharacterized. The record is from RefSeq and is a predicted model, not a curated record. The transcript has a single exon. The annotation marks the transcript as partial. Lineage: Eukaryota; Fungi; Ascomycota; Dothideomycetes; Pleosporales; Cucurbitariaceae.